This is a messenger RNA of Hylaeus volcanicus, 1169 nucleotides long. Its product is annotated as MKRN2 opposite strand protein. The transcript has a single exon. The record is from RefSeq and is a predicted model, not a curated record. Bases 484 to 1086 code for a protein of 200 amino acids. Lineage: Eukaryota; Metazoa; Arthropoda; Insecta; Hymenoptera; Colletidae.
CAUAUUUUACAUCCCUCGGUUCAUUUGGAUGUUUAACAAUUUUUAUACUGAAUUGGGAAGCUAUCUAGCGACGAACAGAUCGAACUAACUUUAGCGUUUCGUCAGCGCCCUCGGUGGAAAAACGUCCAAGUUUGUAGCACAAUAGUUUCCUCUUUUGGUAAUAAAUAUCACCAGCUAACUGGUUUGAUUGUUUUUCGUGUUUUAUUGUUAAUGUAACCUUUAGUCAAGAAAGAAAAUGCAUAAUGCAAUACGAUAAGCUCAUAAGUUUACGUAUAGAUAUAUCGCGAAAAUUAAUAUUAUUUUACCGAUGUUCAUCAUACUGUGUAGAUAAAAUAUUAGUUGCGCCAUCUAGUAAAAGAAAGAGAAACUAUUACUUCACGACAAACUUGGGCGUUCUACCGUAGAUGGCGCUGUCAAAAGGCUUGAAGUUAGUUUAAUGUAACGAUACAUGAAACUACCUUCAGAAUUGUUUAAAAAUUGAUUAUGUCACGCGAUCCAGGAAUACUAUGUUUCCGACAUUGUUGCAACAAAAGUAUAUUUUGCAAAAGUGUUCCAAAGAUAUGUCCAAUUUGUCAAUCGUCUAUUGCGAAUUAUAAUACAGAACCAUUUUUGAUUCCGUAUCCAUAUACAAAUGCUAUCUAUCAACCAGCUGCUGUAGUUGUUAGACCAUCACAGGGCAACUUUCUAAACGAGUAUUCUAUUCUUAACGAUUUGCAUAUAGGAAUCACAAAUUCUCAAGGAAUUGUCCAUGAGUACGACAAGCAAGGUAUAAUAAUAAACGAUCAUUCCAAAUGGACAGAUUGCAUUGCACUAAAGAUAACUCCUAUAUGUUGGGAUUAUCACUGGGAUGAAACACUUCAAGCCAUACUAAAGGAUAAUAAAUGGAGAUCUGACAACUAUGAUGAAGUUACAAUGAACUGUUUUAAUUUUGUCAUAGAAUUCAUAAAUAAUUUGCAAUAUAUGAAUAUGAUAUUCAUAAGCAAAGAGAAUAUGUGCGACAAACUGAUAUUGGCAAAAAUUCAAGAAGCAGUUAAAUAUAAUUCUGUGUUCAAAAGCUUAGAACAUAAUGACUACUUUAUAACAUAAAAACUUCAUGAAAUAUUAAAAGUGUAUUUUGUACAUAUGAAAUCAAAUUUUUGUAAUCUACUGGAAUAUAUUUGAAAACCGUU